AUGCAUUGCCAAUUGCAUCUCAACAAGUUUUGCUUGCUGUGCCAGUGGCCUCCAAGGCAAGAUUCUUUGAGAACAGAUGCCAAUGACGAAGCAUCUGUCGUGCAAUCGCUCAAAGAUCAGCUUGCCCGAUCAGAGGCAGAGGCUGCCUUGAGACACAGAUCUUCCCAUGAGGCUGCAAAUGCCUUCCAUUUAAAGUCCAGAGAGGCUGCACUGGAGGCCGAGGUUGCCCGUGCCCAGCGAGUGGCAGAUCAAAUGCAACAAAAUCUGUCCAAAGAGGCUGCGCUAGUAAUCAACACACAUGCACUGCCUCCAGCAGUGCACUGGGGAAGCGCCGCGAAAGAAGCCUUACCAGCUGCGAUCAAGAAGCUGCAAUGCAGCCGCGCUUUUUUGAUGGUCAGUGGAACCUUGCGGUCAGAAGGGGGCGCAGUUGACGAGAUCGUUGAUGCUUUGGGCGAGAUGUGCGUGGGAGUUUGGCAUGGUAUGCCGGCACACACGCCUCGCGAUGCAGUGCUGGAUGCUGCUCAGGAGGCGAAAAAAGCCAACGCAGACGUAAUUGUGACCAUUGGCGGUGGAAGUUUGACCGAUGGAGCCAAAGUCGUGCGCAUUGCGCUCGAAACUGGAGUGACGGACGGGGAGAGCCUUGGUCAAUAUUGUUUGAAAGGCGACAUAGCAGCGGUGAAGGACACCAAGCUCAUCCCGCAGGUCUCCGUCCCCAGCACCUUGAGCGCCGGCGAGUUUGCCCCUUACGCCGGAUGCACUGAUCCAUCCACCAAGGUGAAGGAGACCUACGUUUGGCUUGAUGCACUUCCCAAAGCCAUUGUGUUGGAUCCAUGCCUGGUGCAACUCACCCCAGAGUGGCUUUUCUUGUCCACAGGCCUUCGUUCUGUGGACCACUGUGUCGAAUGCCUGUGCUCCUUGAGUGGAAACCCCUACAGCGACGGCCUUGCAUCGGCAGCUCUCACCUUGCUGGUCCGUGGCUUGCGCGGUGUGAAAAAAAAUCCAACAGACCAGGAUGCAAGAACUGACUGUCAGCUGGGUAUUUUCCAGGCAGUUCAGGCAUGUCAAAGUGGUCCCCAAAUGGGAGCUUCACAUGCCAUUGGCCACAUCCUGGGUCCUGCCUUUGACGUCCCUCACGGCUACACCUCCUGUGUCGCUUUGCCUGCUGUGCUGCGGUGGAACGCAGAGGAUGCUGACAGCUUGAAGCGUCAAGAACUGGUCGUAUCAGCCUUCCAAUCUGCUGGGGUCAAGAAAUCGAGCGCUGCAGACUGCGUCGCUGGGUUGGUGACUGACUUAGGUCUUCCUUUGUCGAUGGCAGACGUUGGAGUUGCCACGACUGAUUUGGAGGACUGCGCAAGACGUACCAUGAAUGACCCCUUGGUGCAAACCAAUCCGCGGAAGAUCAAUGGCUGGGAAGAUGUGAAGUCCAUUCUUGAGCUGUGUGGGCCUUUCGCUGAGCCUGAAAAGGCAGCCUAA
Cladocopium goreaui is the source of this 1473-nucleotide messenger RNA. NCBI's taxonomy places the organism in Eukaryota, Dinophyceae, Suessiales, Symbiodiniaceae. The record is from the annotation of a GenBank genome assembly.